ACCAGAGAAUCGACCAACCCGAGGACGGAUCUUUUCAAAGGAGGGAAAGGACUGAGAAGAGGAUCGAAGAGGAGUUUUCGGAGGAGUUUAGCCCACCAGCUACCGUGGCGUCCGUGGUCCACCAGUUUGUGUCCCCUGUGCGUCCCUGUCCGUGUUGCAUUCGCUCCCCCAGCUGGGUAACGGUUGUCAACAUGGCCCGUAUGAACCGGCCGGCGCCGGCCGAGGUGUGCUACAAGAACAUGCGGCUACUCAUCACGCACAACCCCACCAACUCCACCCUGAACAGCUUCAUCGAGGACCUUAAGAAGUACGGAGCCACGACGGUGGUGAGAGUGUGUGAGGUCACCUAUGACAAGGCUCCGCUGGAGAAGGACGGCAUCACCGUGGUGGACUGGCAGUUUGACGACGGCGCGCCCCCUCCCUCUAAGGUGGUGGAGGACUGGCUGAGUCUGCUAAGGUCCCGUUUCCUAGAGGAUCCAGGCUGCUGCGUAGCCGUGCACUGUGUGGCUGGACUGGGCAGAGCCCCGGUGCUGGUGGCGUUGGCUCUGAUCGAGAGUGGUAUGAAGUAUGAGGACGCCAUCCAGUUCAUCAGACAGAAGCGCCGAGGGGCGAUCAACAGCAAGCAGCUGACCUACCUGGAGAAGUACCGACCCAAACAGAGACUGCGCUACAAAGACCCACACAUCUUCAAGAACAAGUGCUGCAUCAUGUGACCCCCCCCACCCCUCUCCUGCUCAGCCAAUCAACUGCCUGCCACCGACUGAUCUGACCCGAAUGGAUACUGACGACGACGGACGAGUCCACAGCCAAUGCACUUUGUGACUGAACUUUUGAGAACUAUUGGAUUUAUAAAUCAUGAARUGAGCAGCUCCACCAAAGGAAGGGUGUGAUGUCUCCCUGGUGCCUAAUGACAGUGCUUACUGGGGGGGGGGGGG
Salvelinus sp. IW2-2015 is the source of this 935-nucleotide messenger RNA. Lineage: Eukaryota; Metazoa; Chordata; Actinopteri; Salmoniformes; Salmonidae. The record is from RefSeq and is a predicted model, not a curated record.